This is a messenger RNA of Zerene cesonia (dogface butterfly), 2162 nucleotides long. RefSeq names its product vesicle-trafficking protein SEC22b (gene Sec22). Gene Ontology annotation, biological process: retrograde vesicle-mediated transport, Golgi to endoplasmic reticulum; endoplasmic reticulum to Golgi vesicle-mediated transport; vesicle fusion with Golgi apparatus. The record is from RefSeq and is a predicted model, not a curated record. Gene Ontology annotation, molecular function: SNAP receptor activity. Lineage: Eukaryota; Metazoa; Arthropoda; Insecta; Lepidoptera; Pieridae. The transcript is spliced from 5 exons. Gene Ontology annotation, cellular component: ER to Golgi transport vesicle membrane; SNARE complex; endoplasmic reticulum-Golgi intermediate compartment. Bases 175 to 831 code for a protein of 218 amino acids.
AUUCGUAUUGACGUGUAAAGCGAACUGUCAAAAUCGUGUAAUAAUUCCAUUUGUUUCGAAAGAAAUAAAUAAUGAGAAGGAAAAAAUAAAAGGAGAGUGUGAAAAUAUCGUUGAAUGUGGUUGAUUAAUUUAGUUUAUAGAAUAUAUAAUAGAGGACUAUUAAACUAAAUAAAGAUGGUGUUAAUGACUAUGAUCGCCCGGGUCGCGGAUGGCCUGCCUUUAGCAGCAACAAUGCAAGAAGAUGAACAGAGCGGCUGCAAUAUCCUGGAGUAUCAAAACCAAGCCAAAAUGCUGUUUAGGAAGUUAAGCCCACAAUCUCCCGUUCGCUGCUCCAUUGAAACUGGCCCUUAUCUAUUCCACUAUUUGAUAGAGAAUGAAAUAUGUUACCUGGUGCUCUGUGAAAGGAAUUACAGUAAACGACUAGCAUUCAGUUAUUUAGAAGAAAUCGCACAAGAGUUCUGCCAACAGUACGGCAAGAGGGUGAACACAGUGACCCGCCCGUACACGUUCAUCGAGUUCGACACGUGGAUGCAGCGCGCGCGCAAGCAGUACGCGGAGGGCGGCGCGCGCGCCCGCCGCGCCGCCGGCGCUGCCUCCCAGCUCGGCGGCCAGCUCGGCGACGUGCAGCGUAUCAUGAUGCAGAAUAUCGACGACGUGCUGCAGCGCGGCGCGGUGCUGUCCGAAUUGGACACCAAAACGCAGAAUCUGUCAAUGAUGUCGCAGAAAUACAAGAAGGACGCGACCUACCUCAACACCAAGUCGAUGCUGGUGAAGGCGACCGCCGGCGUAGUGGUUGUGCUCGUUUUUGUUCUGUACUUCUGGAUACUGUAGGUUCGAUAAGCGUCAGUGGAUUUGUAGCCAACUUGAAUUUUUUAAAAUAAAAAUGAUAUUAGGUACACAUGUGACAUUUUUUUUUUUACAGCACAUGGGAAUUAGCGUUACUUGAUUAUGAGUAAUUUUUUUUUAUGAGGACCGCUUCUAGUCUGACCACUGAUAAAUUGUUAAAUUGUUGUAUAUUUAUUAAAAUUUUCUAGCAGUCCACUGACUUAGUGAAAAAUAAUAUACUAUUUAUGAUUCAUCUCAUUGACUGAACCUAACUUUAUCCUAAAUGAUGUUAAGGAAAGUUUAUUAAAUGCAUUCCAUCAAACACUACCACGGUUUCUUCCACAAAUGAUUAUUUUGCAACAUUUAUCACUUUAAAAGAAAAAGACAUGCGACAAGAGUAAAUAAAACCAUAAGUAUUAGAAAAUAGUAUUUUAUCAUAGUGUAUGUUACAGUUAAAACCCGUUUUCCGUUGGAACGCAUUUUUCCUAGUUAUAACUAGUUGUAACUAGAAUAAAGUGAAAUUAUAUUUUGAUAAAAAUAUGUAAUACGCUACCACGCCACGCUCGCUUCGCUCGCUUGGCACGUGUGGUAGUUCUUAUACAACCUUACACGACCGUUUCUUCUGUAUAUAUGCAAGUAGACGAUAUUAAAUGAGAUGAUAGAUGUAAAUUGAGUAAUAACAUAAUAACAAGUCGAAAAAAAAGAUGAUUUAAUAAUUUAAAUGUUAAAGACAUUAAGAAAAUAAAGUGUAUUAUAGUUUUAAACGCGCUUUUCCCUAGAUGUAACUAGUUGUAACAUAUAAUAACAACUAGUUUCAACUGGGAAAGCCGGGAUCUUCAUACCGGAAAAUGGCUUUUAACAUUAACAUAUAUUAUGCAUAACUCAUUUCGAUACUGAAGCCUACAAAAUGUAAAUCAAACAAACUGUAGCUGUAUAUACGUUAUAAAUAAUAACUUCUAGAUUGUAGAACAUGCCAAAAUUGUAAAUGAAAUUGUAAUUUAUAUAUAAGUAAUAUUGUUUUGGUGUGAUAUAUGAAUUGAAGCAUGUGUCACAAUAUCUAUAUAUAUACAAUAAACUGUAUAUAUUUUUGAAAUUUGUCAAAAACAUGUUACUAUUUGUACUUUAUCUUGCUUUAUAAUCAUUUGUCAUGACCAUACAUAUAAAAAAUAUAAAUAAGUUGACAAAGCACAGCGCAAGUUGCAAGUAAUGGCUUGGUGGUGAAAGUUAUGCCCAAUUAUUUUUAUAUCCUGAAUGGAGGGUGGGGGAAUGUUGUAAAUGUUUACAUCUCUUGUUAUUAAAUGUAUUUAUUUAAGAUAUAAUAAAUGCCUUCUUUUCAA